Molecule: messenger RNA, 1474 nt
Organism: Hyalella azteca
Lineage: Eukaryota; Metazoa; Arthropoda; Malacostraca; Amphipoda; Hyalellidae
Exons: 5
Coding region: 294-965 (223 amino acids)
Source: RefSeq, a predicted model, not a curated record
UUUUCUAAUAUUUUAUAGACUGAAAAUAAACUUAGCAGAGUAGCAAGUAAUGACCAUUUGACUUUAUUCCGUCUUUGUGUCAGUUUAACGUGAAGACCAUCGUUGAGCUAACCAAAUACAUGCCCUGCUGAACAAAUAAUACUGCAAUAUGUAGAAUAUAAUUCCUGAAGCAAGCAAGGUAAGAUGGGGAUUUCAUUUUAAUUUUGACCCGUGCAACGAUAGUUCAGUCGGAACUUAGUUAAAGAAUCAAUCCCAAGUUUUCAUUUCCAAGUACAACUGGCGAACAAAGAAGAAUGGGUCUGGGGUGCUGGCUGCUGGUGCAGCUGGUGCAGCUGGUGGCAGCUGGGAAGUAUCCCAGCUUUCAGGUGGCGAUGAACGACAUCGACUUCGUCGCGCCUGACGUGGCGUACGUCGGGGACUCGCUGUGUGAAUGCCGUGCAAAAUGCCUGGUGCAGGAGCAGUGCACAGCGGCGACGUACGAAAAGCUCUCGUCUACGUGCAGCCUGUCGUACGCAAGUCAAUGCGAGACCGAAGUACAGAACAAGACCGGCGUCGUGGGGCUCUUCAAGUACGACACGGUCAUCAGGGACGUGUUCAUCAGCAAGGCCCGCACAAGUAACGGGUCUCCGGCGCAGCUGCAGCAGCUGUGCAGGGCAGAGGGCGGCGAGCCUCUCGUCAUCAAGACGAAGCAAGUCAGAGACAAGGCCCUGCAGCUCGUCUUAGAGUCCGGCGUGGUUAGCACGCCUUACCCCAACAAAGUUGCGUGGAUCAGCGCGUACAAAGCAAGCACCACCUACGCCUGGCCUGACGGUUCCUCCGUCACCAACUGCGCGUCUGCAGUCGCAGAUCUUAACGCUUCUCACAAUAACGAUGGCCCAGCAACGAUGCUGGCUGCGGGAAACGUAAUUUUGCGCACGUCCGCGGGGAAAGUUGUCCUUUUUCCGGUACUCUGCCACAGAUAUUAGGUUGACCUUGAGCUGUGUUGUCUUGUAGUGAGGAGGUAUCAUUUUCACUUGGUGGUCUUUUAUUAUUGUGAGUAUGUGUUCCCUUCACUUGCUAGUCAUCGAUUAUUGUGAGAAGGUAUCCCCCUCACACGCUAGCCAUCGAUUACUGUGAAGAGGUAUCCCCCUCACACGCCAGCCAUCGAUUACUGUGAAGAGGUAUCUCCCUCACACGGUCACACGCUAUUCAUCGCUUGUUGUGAGGAGGUAUCCAACUCACACUCUUGUCAUCGAUUACUGUGAAGAGGUAUCUCCCUCAAACGCUAGUCAUAUAUUCUUAUCAAUGAACAGAGUAGAAGUUUGCACAAUCAAUCUUUGCAUGGUCAGAGCGGACGAUGAUAAUCCGUUGAAAGUGAACUCGUGUAUCGCAAUCCUACUUGCCAGCUGUAUUCGAUAUGGUAGUCCAGUAUUGGUACUUAGAAGGAUCGUUAGUAUUUAUUGUUAUUUCGUGUUAAAAUUAAGAGCACACGCCU